GUUUUCGUUUUGUGAUUGGGGGGGAGUGACUGAGGAAAAUCAUUUAUCUGCUCCUCGCAUCGUGUUGCAAAGCGUCUUGUGUGUGUGUGUUGUGUGUGCGUGGUGUGAGCGUGUUUGGAGUUAGAGCCAGUUCAAAAAUGAAGAGAAGCAAGAAAGAAUAUGGAGCUGCUGAGGGAGAGAACGGUUCAGCUAAGAAAGCCAAGCCAGCAAAAGAGCCUGAAGCCCCGAUCCUGUACGACGACCCUCCAGACAAACUGAGCAGCACAGACGGGAGAGAGGCCAACCUGAAGAUCACCUCCUGGAAUGUGGACGGGCUCCGGGCCUGGGUCAAGAAGAAGGGGCUUGAUUGGGUACGUGAGGAGUCCCCAGACAUCCUGUGCCUUCAGGAGACCAAAUGUGCACAGAAGGACCUGCCCAAAGACAUCUUGUCAAUGGAGGAAUAUCCACACAAAUACUGGGCCACAUCAGAGGAGAACACGGGCUACAGUGGGGUGGCCAUGCUCUGCAAGAAUGAACCUAUUAAAGUCACAUACGGCAUCGGCAAAGAAGAGCACGACAAAGAGGGGAGGGUCAUCACUGCAGAGUUCCCAAACUACUUCCUGGUUACCGCUUACGUCCCGAACGCCGGAAAAGGAUUGGUCCGUCUCGAUUACCGCAAAAUCUGGGACGAAGACUUCAAGGCUUACCUCAGCGACCUGGACAAGCAAAAACCACUGAUCUUGUGUGGAGAUCUCAAUGUCGCACACCAAGAAAUUGACAUAAAAAAUCCAAAAGGAAAUAAGAAAAAUGCAGGUUUCACACCAGAGGAGAGAGAAGGGUUUAGCCAGUUGUUAGCAGCCGGGUUUGUUGAUAGUUUUCGAGAGUUGUACCCAGAACAGCAAUAUGCAUACACAUUUUGGACCUAUAUGAUGAAUGCUAGGGGUAAAAAUGUCGGAUGGCGAUUGGAUUAUUUUGUGUUGUCAUCUGUGUUACUGCCAAAUCUGUGUGACAGCAAGAUACGAAGCAAGGCUAUGGGAAGUGAUCACUGCCCUAUUACUCUGCAUUUAGCCAUUUAGGUUAGCGCAAACAACCAGUUUUCUUAGUGUUUGGGUCUUGUAAGUUCAGAAAGUUUAGCUAAAUGUUACGUAUACUGUAGCUCAGACAUAGGAAAACUACGGCCCAGGGGCCACACAUGGCCUUUUGGGCGGAUUAAUCCGGCCCGUCGAAUGUGACCAAAUUAUAUUAAAAUAGAACAACAUUUAACCUUACCCAAGUUUUUCUGCUGUGUGUAUUUAACUGAAAUUUAAUAAAUUGCAUUUGGAAAACAAUUUGUACAAUGAGCCUUGCAUAUUCAUGAUUUGGCACAUGUAAAAAAAAAUCUCUAAUGUAAUAUAUACAUAUAUAUAUCCUGGCCCGGCCCCUGUCAAAUUUUAGAGCCCACUGGCCCGUGGGUCAAAAAUUUUGCCCACCCCUGCUCUAGCUGAGUUGGCAGCAUACUGAAAUAAGUUUUGUUUUACAUUUUUACACCUAGUAUCACAAUCCAUAUAAUACAAAUAUAUGGAUUUUCAAGUGCCAAAAGUACUUGACCAAGACUAUACUGAGGCUAGAAUUGAAUUAGGACUAAACUAGGACAAGCGCUACUUUUUUAAAGAUGCAUUAUGUAACUUUUUUGGUGGAGGAUGGGUCACCAGCUUGUCGCCAUGGAGCUGCUACUGCUUUGCCUGCAAAGUUCCACAGUAUAUGGUAUUAACUUAUCUAGCUUGCAUUUAUAAGAGAUAUUUUAUUGCUCAAAAAUACCUUGAAAAACAUGUGAGUGAGGUCUGUUGCUGUCACCUGCUGUCUCCAUGGAGAUGCUUAAGUAUGGUAUGCCAUACUCUGGAACAUUUCAGGCAACACAACAAUGAUAAUCUCCAUGUGGAGAAGGUGGUGCUACGUGGUGUAUCUUUACCAAAACAGUAAAAUAAGAUAUCAUGAUGCCAACAAAAGUCUAGAACCACAAAAUAACUUGACUAUUGGUACCUAUAUCAAUAUUUGAGAACCAAAGACCAGAUAUUUACUAUUUUAUUUUUACUGUAAAUGUGACAUGCUUACAUUCUGAUUAUGCAGUUUCAAAGCCUUUUUUUGGACCAUCAUUGAUGUCAUUUAUGUUACUUAAUUACACAUUUAAAACUGGAUUUUGGGCAUACAUUUCUUAACUUUGUAAAGUAUUAAUACAUUUGGGCUUAACUUUUUAAAACACAAGAUCCAUUUUAAACAUCUUUGAAUGAUGUAACUUUCUCAACUCAAAAUGAAAAAAAAAAGUCUAAAUGGUGCAUUUGGUCUAUAUACUACUAUACUCAAGUCUAAAAAAAUGUGAUUUCAAUUUUUUUUGUUACGCCAAGUUGCUAUCCUCUCCUGUUUCAAAGUUCAUGUUGUCUCUGUAGAAAAAAAAAGAAGACUUUUUGAUAC
Molecule: messenger RNA, 2427 nt
Organism: Periophthalmus magnuspinnatus
Lineage: Eukaryota; Metazoa; Chordata; Actinopteri; Gobiiformes; Gobiidae
Gene: apex1
Product: APEX nuclease (multifunctional DNA repair enzyme) 1
Exons: 5
Coding region: 138-1055 (305 amino acids)
Biological process (GO): base-excision repair
Cellular component (GO): nucleus
Molecular function (GO): DNA binding; phosphoric diester hydrolase activity; DNA-(apurinic or apyrimidinic site) endonuclease activity
Source: RefSeq, a predicted model, not a curated record